This is a messenger RNA of Betta splendens (Siamese fighting fish), 1850 nucleotides long. It is a transcript of the gene dcps, whose product is annotated as decapping enzyme, scavenger. Gene Ontology annotation, molecular function: hydrolase activity; RNA 7-methylguanosine cap binding. NCBI's taxonomy places the organism in Eukaryota, Metazoa, Chordata, Actinopteri, Anabantiformes, Osphronemidae. Gene Ontology annotation, cellular component: nucleus; P-body. The record is from RefSeq and is a predicted model, not a curated record. The coding region runs from base 56 to 1045 and encodes 329 amino acids. Gene Ontology annotation, biological process: deadenylation-dependent decapping of nuclear-transcribed mRNA. The transcript is spliced from 6 exons.
GAGUCAUCACUCAUAAUAUAAACGAUCUUUGUAAAGCAGCACCACGGACAUAAACAUGGCAGACAGUGCAGCUAAACGUGAAGUGGAAAAUGAUUCUGAUGAAUUAUCCGGAAAAAACAAGAGGGUGAAAGUUGACAAAGAGAAUGGUGGAGAAUCUAAACAAGAGUCUGAACCGGGAAACGUGUUGUCUGGUUUUCAGCUCAGCGCCGUGUUGAGUGAUUCUGCCCGCGAGAAGAACAUUUUCAUUCAUGGGAAGCUUGCUGAUCAGGAGGCUGUGGUCAUCCUAGAGAAAACUCCCAUCAGGGAAGAGUGUCUGGCCGAGAUCUUUAGUGGCUCCAGACUCACGCUGGAGAUGAAGAAUGACAUAUACAGCACAUAUCGACUCCAAGCGCCUCUUCAUCUUAAUGAGAUUAAGACUACAGUGGUGUGUCCUGCCACGGAGAAGCAUGUGAAGAAAUACCUGCGUCAGGAAAGUUUCCUGGUGGAGGAGACGUUUGAGGACUAUCAGUCCAUCACCUUGCCAUAUAUUCAGGAGCAGAGCUUCAGUGUGCAGUGGGUGUACAACAUCCUGGAGAAGAAGGCAGAAGCUGAGAGAAUAGUCUUUGAAGAUCCAGACCCUGAUGUUGGCUUUGUCCUUCUCCCUGACUUCAAAUGGGAUCAAAAACAGGUAGAAGAUCUGUAUCUGAUUGCCUUAGUAAAUAAAAGAGGCAUCAGUUGUCUCAGAGACCUGACGUCAGAUCACCUAGAAAUGCUGCAGAACAUCUUUCACAAAGGAAAGGAGGCGAUCCUGCAGCGCUACAACCUUCCAGCCAGCAAGCUAAGAAUCUACCUUCACUACCAGCCGUCCUACUACCACCUACACGUUCACUUCACCAAGUUGGGCUACGAUGCGCCAGGCUGCGGUGUGGAGCGAGCCCACCUUCUGGCAGACGUCAUCCAGAACCUGCAGUCUGACCCGGAGUACUACAAAACCCGCACCCUGUACUUCCCCCUGAGGGCAGACAACGGGCUGCUCGGAAAGUUCAAGGAGGCAGGGAGACUGUAACAGCCUUUACACACAAAAAAAGUAUUAUUUACAUUUUACUUACAGUAGUUUUAAGACAUUCAAAUCAAUCAUCAUUUGUUAUGGUUGUUGUUUUUUUUAUAAAUGUUAAAUUCAAGAACAAAAUGUUGUUAGUAUUUCAAACAUCAGCUGAUUAAUAAUGUCCAACAUUUGAUGCAAAUUUGUGUAAAAAAGAAGUACAACUUUUGAGUUUGACUUCUCUUUAAGGUGUUUUUAUAAUCCUUCCAAAUGUUUCUAACUGCAUUUAGGACUUUGUUUCCUAUUGACUGUGAAGUUGCUUUGCAUGCUUGGUUUAAUUUUCACAUUUCAGACUGAACAUGAGUAGAAUCUGCCAAGACUGUCCAUGCACCAUUUGAAUUAUUUAUUGUUGUAAGGGUGCUGGGGUUACAUCCUGGACAGGAUCCUAGUAUAUCACAGGGCUACAUACUGUAAGAACACAGACAGACACUCAGACAUAAAAAUGCAUACAACUCACUUAUGGGUAAUUUAGAACCUCAAAUUAACAUGAUAUGCAUUUAAAGAUGGGGUACAUACUACUAAUCACUACAUCACCGUUCUGUCCUGAGGAAAGUCAUUUUUAAUGUAAAGCUACAUUGAAAUAGAGGUAAUUGACAGUGGUCAGUUACAUCAGCUGCCACAGUAGAUGGCAGUGUUUAUCAUACAAAGAUCCGCAAACUUCCAUCGUUAUAUAGUCUGGGAUUCUUUCUUAUUUUUACAAACUAAUUACACACUGUAAAUGAAAGGUAUGUUUUUAAGGUCCUUUUUAUUAAAAUCUCAAUUAACCUGC